AUGGAUGAUGAUCUAUGUGGACAUUUUGUUAUUUUGAGGAAUUAUUUCCCCGAUGAAUUAGGUAAAACCCCAGGACACGAAUUUCAUCAAAAUAAGAAUAUUAAUAAAUACUGCCCUAUUGGAGUUUCAGGAAAUAAUGAAUGCAAUACUGAUCUCGAUAAAAUUAAGGCUGUACUUUUAUGGUUAUUUGAACGAAAUUGUUCUAAAUUCAAAAAGGCAUAUUCUGAUGAAAAUCAAAUUAAUCCAAUUUUUCUAUAUAUUGUUUUAUGGUUAAGUUACAAAUUAAAUCAAAACUCAGACCACUAUUUCACCAAAAUAAAUGAUUUUUAUAUUGAAUAUGUAAAUGGUGAUCAACAGUAUAAUAGUCUUAUAAAUGAUGCCAAUAAAUGUACAAAUCUUAAGGAAAUCAUAGAUAAAACAAAUUAUUUGUUGAAUAUUAAUAUUGAAGAUAUGUCUAAUUUUUACGAUGCAUUCAAAUUAUUAUGUAACGUGCAUGAUAAAGUUUCAACAAAUGCAUAUGACAACACAUUGUUAAAUAAUGCUAUUCAUUUUUUUAACAAAUAUGCAGAGAUCAACGAUUAUUAUAAUAUCGAAAAUACCCCAUAUAGUAAAAUAUUGUCUACUUUAUCAACUGAUUAUAAUAAAUUAAAAAAUAAAUGUGCUAGCAUAGAUAAUAAUCCUAUACAAUUCCCAAGUCUUCCAACAGGAAGAGCAACAAAAUCAUUUUUACGAAAUUCAUCUAUUAAAAUUUCAUUAAUCCCAAUGACAUUUAUUUUUUUUGCAUUAAUCAUCUAUUUAGGAAUUUUGUAUAAGCGUUCAUCAUUUGACUUUCGGAAAAGGCUUCAAAAAAUCAAUUUAAGAAUCAAAAAAAUAAAGAGGAAAAUAAAUCAUUAA
Plasmodium yoelii is the source of this 894-nucleotide messenger RNA. RefSeq names its product PIR protein. Lineage: Eukaryota; Apicomplexa; Aconoidasida; Haemosporida; Plasmodiidae. The record is from RefSeq and is a predicted model, not a curated record. The coding region runs from base 1 to 894 and encodes 297 amino acids. The transcript has 3 exons.